Molecule: messenger RNA, 6119 nt
Organism: Labeo rohita (rohu)
Lineage: Eukaryota; Metazoa; Chordata; Actinopteri; Cypriniformes; Cyprinidae
Gene: cdh24a
Product: cadherin-11
Exons: 15
Coding region: 475-4464 (1329 amino acids)
Biological process (GO): cell morphogenesis; adherens junction organization; homophilic cell-cell adhesion
Cellular component (GO): catenin complex; adherens junction; plasma membrane
Molecular function (GO): calcium ion binding; cadherin binding
Source: RefSeq, a predicted model, not a curated record
GUCUCUCAGACCUUCACCAACACAAGACACAAGACUCUCCAGGUGUCAUUUAAAAUCAGCCUCUUGUAGGGAAUCGGAGUUGGCUGUCUAAAUAAGUGAGGGUUGGCUGGUUCAGGACAAGACCGUUUCUCUUCUGCUCUUAAUCUGUUUAGGGAAAACUGUCUGACUGUUUAGGCCGCAUCAAGAUUUUAGAGAAAGCAAAAAAUGUCACAGUUUACCAGCAAAGGUUUGCCCGAUUAAAUCCAAACCAUGGGAAUCGCCCUCUGUGUUUAACCGGACCUAAAAACCGAAAUAUAAUCCCAAAAAAGUGGAUAAGAUGCUAAAUGACCACUGAGACUCAUGAAGAAUAAGGAAUUAAGAAGAGGAGAUGAAUGGAGCAGCCGCCCACACAGCGAGACAGAGCGUGAGUGAAGGUCGUUCUUAUUGUUCUUCCCCCUGUGGCAAACAUUGUGACUAAUAACGAAGUGAGGCACGAUGAGUGGCCGUAUCUGGGCUGCAUUGCUCUUUCUGUGUGUGUGCUUAGAGCUCGGGGGAAGCAGUGCUCGUCUAAAAAGAUGGAAGAGCGAGGAUACCGCAAGGAAAGGAACCGCGAGGAAAGAAAUUCAGGUGGAGCGUCUAGACUUGGAGGAAAGGCAAAGUGAGAUGCCAUUUGCCAACACAGCAGAGACACCAAGUUUGGCAAAGAGAAAAAGCAACAAAGAUGCAAUGGAGUCUUUAUCAGGACUGCAUCAUGCACAGAUUGAAGAAACUGCAAAAUCGGAAUUUGAAAUCAGAGUGACUCCAGUUUCGUUGUCUGGCGCGAGUGUGAACACAGAUUCUACUCCCCAUAUUAUGAAUAAUUAUCAUCAUAAAUCCAAAGAUAUCCCUGAAAUCACUAAGACAACGGUAUCACCUCUUAGCCAGGACUCCAAAAUAUCUAGAAUAUCCCAAGAUCAUUUCAUUCCUGCAGAACUAACUCCUGCAGUAGAGGAAACUAAAACUGACCAUUUACCAACUGACAGAUCCACCCCGGAUGGCCCGUCGGGUGCCAGCGUGAUCCUUCUGAAGCCUCCGUCUGGUUUAAAUAGCAGCGGAAGGGAAGUGCAGACCGUAAUGAUGGGCAACCAGGAGUCAGACAGCAGUGGUGAUUUUCAAAGGACCUUUACUGGAUCAAAUCUGGAUGAGAUGCCCUCACAGUCCCGCAGCCGAAGAAGCUGGAUCUGGAACCAGUUCUUUGUGAUAGAGGAAUAUAGCGGACCAGAACCGGUGCUGAUUGGACGGCUUCAUUCGAGUGUGGACAGAGGUGAUGGACGAACCAAAUACAUAUUAAAAGGUGAGGGGGCCGGUUCGGUGUUCGUCAUAGACAGCAGAACGGGGAAUAUCCACGUCACCAAACCCCUAGACCGUGAGGAGAAGGACCAGUACCGCCUUAUCGCCACGGCAACAGACCGACAGACCGGCCGAGCCCUGGAGCCUUCAUCCCAGUUCAUCAUCCGUGUGCAAGACAUCAACGACAACCCGCCUGUGUUCCAGGGCGGCCCGUACAGCGCCACUGUUCCUGAGAUGGCCAACAUCGGCACAUCGGUUAUUCAAGUGACAGCCACAGAUGCUGAUGAUCCAACGUAUGGGAAUAGUGCCAAACUUGUGUAUUCAGUGAUUCAAGGCCAGCAGUACUUCACCGUGGACCCGCAGUCAGGUAUCGUUCGCACAGCGGUCCCUGAUAUGGACAGAGAAGCUCAGGCGCAGUACCAGGUGGUGCUCCAGGCAAGAGACAUGGGCGGCCAUCAAGGGGGUUUGACAGGGACCACCACUCUCACUGUGCACCUCAGUGACGUCAAUGACAACCCGCCUCGCUUCACUCAAAGUAUGUGGUCAUUUUCGGUCUCUGAAUUGGCUGUCCCAGGGGUGGAGAUCGGUCGUCUCUCGGCAACAGAUGCAGACCUGGGUGAAAACGCUCGGAUGGACUUUAUGAUUGUGGACGGAGAGGCAGGGGACACCUUCAACAUAACUGGAUUGAACCAAGAGGCUGUAAUUUUGUUAAACAAGGCCGUGGACUAUGAGAGGCGAAGUACCUACUCUCUCGCGGUGGAGGUGCAAAACCCAAACGUGGACUCGCGGUUCCUCAGACGAGGUCCGUUUAAGGACCGGGCAAUGGUGCGCAUCACAGUUCUGAAUGCAGACGAGCCGCCGAAGUUCUCCCGCUCGCGGUACCGACUGGACGUGUCGGAAAACUGUCCUCCAGCAUGUGUGGUGGGAAGAGUGGCCGCCGUGGAUCCGGAUACAGGCCUCAGUAACAACAUCAAGUACUCGAUUGAUCCCGAGUCGGACCCCGAGGCGCUGUUCCGUAUCGCCUCUGACAAUGGCCUCAUCACCACGGCCGUGGAAUUGGAUCGGGAGCAGGAGCAAUGGCAUAACAUUACCGUCAUCGCCACACAGAGAGACAGCCCCAACCAAGUCACCAGGGUAGCGGUUGCCAUAGAGACGCUGGACCUCAAUGACAACGCCCCCGAGCUGGACCGACAAUACAACACAGCUGUGUGCGACUCCAGCGCUGCUGGACAGGUAGUGCAGGUGAUUCGAGCAAUGGAUAAGGACCAAAGCAGCUACAACUCUCCCAUCCACUUCAGUAUUCCCGCCGAGUCUAGCAGCGCGCUCAACUUCUCCAUCAGAGAGCGGGGAGACCACACGGCGAGUCUGGUGCUCUUGUCGUCCCUGAAGGCCCUUCCUCGCUCUUCCUCUUUAUCUACUCUAAAAAUACCCAUAAUGCUCCGUGACGGUGCGUCAGACCUCAGCAGCACAGGAACGAUUACCGUUACGUUGUGUCCAUGCCAAAACGGAGGCAUGUGGGCGGAAGAACGAAAACAACAAACGGACGAGAAGGAUAAAGAGUCUGUGCCGGACUGGGAGAGGCAGACGGCGUGUUUGCCUUUACCGUCAAACUCCCCGCUGCUGGGCGUCAGCUCGGCCGCCAUGCUGGCCAUCCUGGCCUGUGCGUCGACUCUUCUGGUUGUAGCGGCGCUCUCGCUAUCGUUGCGAAGGCAGAAACGGGACACUCAGUCUCCUGUGGAAGAUGAUGAGAUCAGGGAAAACAUCAUCACGUAUGAUGACGAGGGAGGCGGAGAGGCGGACACGGCCGCUUUCGAUAUCGCGACCCUGAAGAGUGCCCCCCAGAGCAUGCGCAGGGCACAGCGGCUUCGGGACAGCAAGAAUAUAUAUUCUCAGGAUAACUUGGACAGCAUCAGAACCUUCAGCUGGAGUCAGAGUCUGGGUUUGGAUCCGCGCCGUCCCGUCUCUGCACCCCUCUACGGACGGUACUGCUACAGCAUCCAGACCCUUCCAGCUUCGAGAAACAGACUCGGCCCGUUCAACUCCAGGAUGGACCUCGCCAAACUGGCGUACGUUCUUCCCGGCAGCCAAGGCCAGGCCAGCGGCCCAUUAGAAUCCGGUUCAGUAUUUAUCGGCAAGAGCAGGGAUGGAUCAGAACAUAAAAGGGCAGACGGAUCCACCGACAGCAUUCCAAAAGAGAGCGAGACAGGAAGUGAGGUCAUCUCUGAAAGCCACACGCUCAGCCAGGAUCAGUCUGUGCAUUCGGAUCAGGUUCUGUUUGUGAAGGGCUCCAGCCAGAGCGGUUCCUGCUCAGAGGCCUCCAGCACUUCUGUGAGCCAUAAACCCGAGUUGUCCCCUCACUGCUUAACCACACGAGCCUCCAUUUCCACCAUCACCACAGACGACUCCACCACCGCCUCAGCUUUGGAUAAGAACGGGGACGCUCCGCUCAUCAGCACCAGCCAGAGCUCAACCAACCUGAGCACUACGGACUUGCCGUUCAGAACAAUGGAAGGUACUUUACUGAGGGGUGGCGGAGAGAUACCUUUGACCGGGACGAUGCUUCUUUACCCAGAAGCUGCUGGACUAAUGAGCUUGUACGGGGUGGGCGGGCAGAACUAUGUGCCACACCUAGUGAUGCCCCUCCCAGGAGGGGCGGGGCUGUAUGAAAGGGGGUGGGGCUUGGGGAAUGGAAAAGUUGGCCAAGCGAACUCUGAAAAGGCAGGCGCAGAUUCAUUGACAAACCGAAUGGGCGAUUUCCUGCAACACCGUCUAGCCCUGGUGACCUUUGACCCCAUGCAGCCGCCAUACGACUCGCUGCAGACGUACGGAUUGGAGGGGGGCGGCUCACAGGCCACGUCUCUCAGCUCGCUCGAAAGCGAGGCCGAAAAAGAUACAGAGGGACAGAAACACAGAUUUGAGGAAUGGGGACCUAAGUUUGACAAAUUGCUUGAUAUUUUCAGGGAACGAGGGAAGGAAAAAGAGGAUGACGAAAAACACCAGGGCGAGUGUUUAAAAGAAGAACAGCGGGAAGAGGAAAUGAACAAGACAGAAGACGAGAGUGAGACAGAAACAAGAAAAGAGGAUGAAAAAACUGAAUCGAACAAGACAUGGCAGGGCGAGGAGGAAAACACAGAAGGAUUGGAAGCAGUGCACUAAGAGGAAAUGGGAGUAACGAGGGAGGAUGUGAUGUCACAUCGUGAGCUUUCAAAAGCAAUAAGUGCUGAACGGAGCCAAUGAGCACAAUCUGGACAAAGAGAAUUUUAUAUGGACCUGCCAAAAAUCAGUAUGUCAGUGUUUUAGAGGAGCAGAGAGUCUUAUGUAAGUCACUCGCGUUCAUUUGAUGUCCAGCCACACACACAGUGCUUACAUUGUAAAAUACAAUCAUUAAGUCAUCUUUAUCUAAAUCUUUUACUCAUUUUUUAGGUUUCAAUCUCAGAUUUCCAAUGGUUUCAGACUUUUUUUUUAUACCCAGCAUUAACACGUUUUUUGGUGAUCAGAUCACAAGACUUUAUGGUCUUGUGAUUUGAAAAAGAGAACAAACAUGGCUUUCUUACAAUUUACUUGCUUGAUUUAAUCAACAAGUAUCUGAUUAUUUAUCAAAUGAUUACACCAGUGUAAUUUUAGUAUUAUUUAUAUCUUUUAAUUCAUUUAAAUUAUUAUUUAUUAUCAUUUAAAUUAAUAAACAGUAAAUAAUUUUAUCAUUUCUUUUAUUUUCAGCUUUUAUUUGAUUUUAGUUCAAAUUGAUUUUUAUUCAUCUUGUUUUGAGCUUUUGUCAUUUUUAUUUUAUAUAUACACUACCAGUAAGAUUAGUAAGAUUUUUAAUGUUGUUUUUUAAAAUAAGUCUCUUCUGCUCACCAAGCCUGCAUUUAUUUGAUCCAAAGUACAGCAAAAACAGUACAAUUUUGAAAUAUUUUUGUUUUCUCUUUGAAUAUAUUUUAAAACGUAAUUUAUUCCUGUGAUUUCAAAGAUGAAUUUUCAGUAUCAUUACUGCAGUCACAUGGUCCUUCAGAGAUCAUUCUAAUAUUCUGAUUUGCUGCUCAAAAGACAUUUAUCAUUAUUAUUAUUAUUAUUAUUAUUAUUAUUAUUAUUAUGUUGAAAACAGCUGAGUAGAUUUCGUUCAGGUUUCUUUAUGCCUAUAAAUGUCUUUAUCAUCACUUUUGAUUAAUUUAAAGCAUCCUUGCUAAAUAAAAGUAUUAAUUUCCAGAAUUUAUUUCCCAAAAUAAAUAAAAUAAAUAAAUUGAUUAUACUAAAUCCAAGCUUUUGAACAGUAUAGUGUAUAAUGUUACAAAAGCUUUUUAUUUCAGAUAAAUGCUUUCUGUUCAUCAAAUAAUCAUGAAAAAAUGUACUGAGGUGUAAAUAUUGACAAUAAUAAUAAUAAUAAUAUAAAAUUUUUCUUAAACAGCUAAUCAGAGUGAUUUCUGAAGGAUCAUGUGACACUGAAGACUGGAGUAAUGAUGCUGAAAAUUUAGCUUGGAUCAUAUAAAUAAAUGACAUUUUAAUAUAUAUUUAAAUAAAAAACAGUUUUUUUUAAAUGGUCAAAAUAUUUCAAAAUUUAACUUUUUUGCUGUACUUUGGAUCAAAUAAACGCAGGUUUGGCGAGCAGAAAAGACAUCUUUAAAAACAUUAAAAAUCUUACUGUUCAAAAACUUUUGACUGGUAGUUUAUAAAUUAAACACACACACACGUUUAAUUUAUUUCUAUUUCAGAUUUAGUUUUUGGUCAUUUUAGUACCUUAACUUAAACAUAUUUAUUUCAGUGAUUUUUUUUUUCUUUUCAUAUUUUAUUUUAUUUUAUUUUAUUUUAUUUUAUUU